UGUUGCAGAUUCGGAUUUGAAGUCCUGUAAGUGGAGCGGGCCCUACAGACCGAGGCGCCCCGUCCGACCUGACUUAUUUUGUUUGUUCGUUUGUUUUGUUUUCUUCCUAGUUUUUUUUCUUUCUUUCUUUAUUUGAAAUAAUGUGUUUACAGUUUUGAUCUGGAGGAUUAUAGCAGCAUAUUGUCGGUGGCUUCCAUGUAGCGGGGAAAGAGGCUGUGUGUGUUUCUGAGGGAUCCAUCAGAGGCUUAUAUAAGAAGAGCCGUCAUGUAUGCGGGACGAAAGAGGAGAAAACCCGUCCAGAGAGCGGUGAAGCAGCAGCCGGCUGAAGGGGCCAAGUCCAACCCGUCCAAGCGGCAUCGGGACCGGUUGAACGGGGAGCUGGAGCGGUUGGCCAGCCUGCUGCCUUUCCCCGAGGAGGUCACCGCCAGUCUGGACAAACUCUCCAUCCUCCGCCUGAGUGUCAGCUACCUGCGGGCCAAGAACUUCUUUUCUGUCACCCUGAACAGUCGGAACGGAGCGACUUCAGCCAGUGCGAAUGAUGACGACAGCAAAACAGGAGGAGCUGUGGAGAGCAAGAUUCCUGAAGGCGAUCUUUUGCUGCAGGCUCUCAACGGUUUCGUCCUGGUUAUCACUGCCAGUGGAACCAUCUUCUACUCCUCUCACACCAUCCAGGACUACUUGGGCUUCCACCAGACGGAUGUCAUGCACCAGAGUGUGUAUGAGCUAGUCCAUACGGAGGAUCAGCAGGAGCUCAGGAGAAACUUGCACUGGGCUUUGAAUCCUCCUGCCGCCACUGCAUCUGCCAUUACCCAGGACUCCCCUCAAGAGAUGGAACCAGACAGCAGCUCAUCUUUAGUCACCUACAACCCUGAGCAGCUUCCCCCAGAGAACUCGUCCUUCCUGGAGAGGAGCUUCGUGUGUCGCUUUCGCUGCCUCCUGGACAACUCCUCUGGCUUUCUGGCUUUGAACAUCCAGGGCAGACUCAAGUUUCUGCAUGGACAGAACCAGCGGCAAGAAAACGGAGGAAAGGUCCCGCCUCAGCUCGCCCUUUUUGCCAUUGCGACUCCCCUGCAGCCUCCAUCCAUCCUGGAGAUCAGGACCAAGAACAUGAUCUUCAGAACCAAACACAAGCUGGACUUCACACCCAUGGCCUGCGAUGCAAAGGGGAAGAUAGUGCUGGGGUACACAGAGGCUGAACUGCGGGUACGAGGAUCUGGUUAUCAGUUCAUCCAUGCAGCAGAUAUGCUGUACUGCGCAGAGAACCAUGUCAGAAUGAUGAAGACUGGAGAGAGUGGCCUGACUGUGUUCAGGCUCCUUACCAAGGAGAAUCGCUGGAAAUGGGUCCAGGCCAAUGCCAGGCUGGUGUACAAGAACGGCAAACCAGACUACAUCAUCGCCACCCAGAGGCCUCUUUUAGAUGAGGAGGGAGGAGAACACUUGCGUAAACGCUCGAUGCAUCUACCCUUUACCUAUGCUACAGGAGAGGCCCUGCUUUACCAGUCCAACCAUCCCAUAGCAGGCUUUGGAGAUGGAAGCCAUGAGAAAAAUGGCAGUAAGUCAAAGAAGAGCCGGACUGAGAGGCUGGUGAGGGAUGGUCUGGACCCUGGCUCUCUACUAGGGGCACUCAUGAGUCAGGAUGAGUCGGUGUAUGUUUGCCAGCCUGCCGUGGAGCCCAAAAUGUCAUUCCAUAGCUUCUUUGGAGAGCAAAUGAGCUUCUCUGACUCUGAACCCCCCAGCUUGCACAGGAGCUGGGACGAGACGAGCAAUAGUGUGCUGGGUCCAGGAAUCACACAGGCAGGCACCAGCUUUGACCCACUGCUGGCAACUCUGGACUCCCUCUCCCUGGAAGGCCAUGGGGUUGUGGAUUCAGAAGAGGGGGGUUGUUCAAACGGCGAGCUGUUUGGGGCUCUGGAAGGUCUCGGGCUGAGUGCCGAGGACCUUGAGCUGCUGCUGCUGGAUGAGCGCAUGAUCAGAGUUGAGAUGGACCCUGAACGUGUGCCCACUUUGGACGACCUACUGACGAACGAUGAGAUCCUUUCUUACAUCUACGACUCCAUAGAGGGAAAGAUUGAUUCCACAGUGCAUGGAGGACAGGUGCCUCCCAGUACUGCCUCAGCGACAGCCACAACAGUGUCACUACCUGAAAGUAAUUCCACCUCUGAUGUCAAUGUGCAAAUGCAGUUUCCUCACCAUAAGCCUCCCCUGGUGGGGCAGACCCCCAUUGUCCAGCUGUCCCAGCAGAUGCAACAGCACCUCAACAUGCGACCCAGUAAAGUGACACAUGACUGGGGCCAGCAGAGUGACCAUUUGGCCAACAGGAUAGUUAAUGGAGACAUGCUGGGGCAAAAUCAAUCCAUCCCUAAUGGACAAUGGACAGCCCAACACAUUCUGGCAAGUGCAGGGAUACAACUGGAACACUAUAACACACAACAGACUAUUUUAAAUGGCAAGGCCUCAGAGCUGGAUGGCAAGCUUCAUCAGCAGCAAACACAUCAACGCUACCUUCAGCAGCAGCAGCAGCAACCCAGGGUGCAGAACCAUCUCUCACAGCAGUGCCAUGCCAAACAGAAGGCAGCCAACCUCAACGGACUGUGUGGCAUCUCCAGCACAGAGCACUCAGCAAGAAAAUCCCAGUGGCAGGACUAUGGAUUCAGCGAGAGUCUGGGCAGCAACCCCUGCCUUGAUAACAGCCAAAAACCUCUGACAAACACCUCACUAGAUACUUGCAUGGAUUAUAGCAUGCCAGAUAUUGACAAUGCGGAUUACACUGUUAGUGGAAGUUUGUUUGGGGGGAGUGGACAACAGCACGGGGCCGUCUCCACGGUUUCAUCAUUCCAGGGGAUGAACCAUAAACAGCAGUCGGAGCAGAUCCCAGUUCCUUUGGCCCAGGUCAUCUCCAGCCUGUCGCAGUGCCCUCCCCCCAAUGCCUCCCUGGAGCAGAUCCUUGGAGUGGAAAAGCCCUGCCGGCAGUUGGACCACUAUGGCAUGGUGACUUCUGAGAUCCCUCAUGACCCCAGUUCCAGUAAGAUGGAGAAUGGCUGCAUCCUGAACAGCACUUACCCUGGGGGCUGUGCACUGCCCAAUAGGAAUGGAACAGCGCCCCCUGCUGUCCAGAUGCCCGACCCAGAGACUUUGCCCAGCCUCCCCGACCCGCCAGCCACUGGCUUCUACCUCUGACCGGCUGACCAGGAACAGCAGGACACUGUUAAUGGCCAGAAACACACAAUGACUGGACCAGCCUUAUACAUCUAGACAACACAACAAACAAAGCUGAAGAAACGUAGGCCUAUAUGUUUCUUUCUUUGGCUUCAAAUUUGUAACUUUUUUUGAGGGGGGAGGGGAUCAUUGUGUUGUAUUUUAAGUCAUAUUAUCAUACGAGUCCUUUGUUUACAAUAAUGCAGUGAAGAGUGCUCAGUUGAGUUUAAGUGUUACAGAGAGGUAAAUGUGAGUCUUUAAAGCUGAGUUUUACAGAUCCGCGUUCAGAUACAACACAACGCACAAUUUACAUUCAGAGGCAAAAGAUUAUGGAUAGUUUAGCACCAAUUAUUUAAUAUUUAAAUCUAAGAAAAACUACACUA
Molecule: messenger RNA, 3578 nt
Organism: Morone saxatilis (striped sea-bass)
Lineage: Eukaryota; Metazoa; Chordata; Actinopteri; Moronidae
Product: aryl hydrocarbon receptor-like
Exons: 11
Coding region: 265-3177 (970 amino acids)
Biological process (GO): regulation of transcription by RNA polymerase II
Cellular component (GO): nucleus; aryl hydrocarbon receptor complex
Molecular function (GO): nuclear receptor activity; protein dimerization activity; transcription cis-regulatory region binding
Source: RefSeq, a predicted model, not a curated record